Scleropages formosus (Asian bonytongue) is the source of this 5428-nucleotide messenger RNA. RefSeq names its product complement C3-like. The transcript is spliced from 41 exons. Bases 53 to 5008 code for a protein of 1651 amino acids. NCBI's taxonomy places the organism in Eukaryota, Metazoa, Chordata, Actinopteri, Osteoglossiformes, Osteoglossidae. Gene Ontology annotation, molecular function: endopeptidase inhibitor activity; protein binding. Gene Ontology annotation, cellular component: extracellular region. The record is from RefSeq and is a predicted model, not a curated record.
AAAAGAGUGCGCUCGGCGAGGACGAGCACUUCGACGCCAUCGGGGAGCCGAGAUGUGCCUGAAGAUGGAGUUCCUUUGGCUGGCAGCCCUGGUGCUAUCGCUCCCUGCGCUUUCUCUGUGCAGCCCACUCUACAUCAUGAGUGCGCCGAACGCGCUGCGAGUGGGCAGCAAGGAGAACGUGUUUGUGGAGGCACAGGAGUACACUGGCGCACCCGUUGAAGUUACCAUCACGGCAAAAGAAUUCCCGGCAAAACUACGGGAGUUUCUGAACCACAAAGUCACACUGAACUCUGACAACAGCUACCAGGCCCUGCAGGAGAUCAUGCUCAAAGAAGAUUUCUUUGACAAGGAUUCCAAUAAAAAGCAGUUUGUCUACCUGGAAGCAAAGUUCCCGCAACAUACGCUGCAGAAAGUUGUUCUCCUCUCUUUCCAAUCGGGAUUCAUUUUUGUUCAGACUGAUAAGACCAUCUACACACCCACCAGCAAAGUUCAUUACAGACUCUUCACCACAAACCCCAGCAUUGAGCCUAUUGAAAAUGGUGUUUCUGUCGAGAUGAUGACCCCAGAUGGAAUAAUAGUUUUCAGAGACCAAGUGUUUCCAAAUAAAGGAGUUCAGUCUGGAGUGUAUGAGCUGCCGGAGGUCGUCAGUGUGGGAACAUGGAAGGUGGUGGCCAAAUUCCAAAAAACACCACAAAGAAACUUCACUUAUGAAUUUGAAGUCAAGGAAUAUGUGCUGCCAACCUUUGAAAUCAAACUGAUACCAAGACAGUCCUUCUUCUACGUAGACGACAGAGAACUGACUGUCGACAUCACUGCCAAGUACCUGUAUGGGAAGGACGUGACUGGGAAAGCAUUUGUGGUGUUCGGUGUGAUGACUCAAGAAGGCAAGAAGAGUUUCCCAGGUUCUCUUCAGAGAGUGGAUAUCAUCGAAGGGAAGGGCACGGCUACCCUGAAACGAGAGCACAUUGUGCAGAUCAGUCCAGACAUCAACCAGCUUCUAGGGCUACCCAUCUAUGUGACAGUCAACGUUUUGACAAGAACCGGCACUGAAAUGGUGGAGGGGGAGAAGACAGGAAUCCUUAUAGUGACCUCACCCUACACCAUUCACUUCAAGAAAACUCCCAAGUUCUUCAAACCAGGGAUGCCAUUUGACAUUGCGGUCUAUGUGACAAAUCCAGAUGACAGUCCUGCUGCAGGCAUCAGACUAAAGGCAACGCCUGGACCUGUGCAUGGUGUUACUAAGGCCAAUGGUAUGGCCAGGCUAACUGUAAAUACUGGUGGCCAGGUUGCAGACCUGCGAAUCACAAUUCAAACUGAGAUGCCAGCUCUGUCACCCAAUCGUCAAGCUCAGCAGACAAUGGUUGCCAAACCCUACCAGACAUACAAGAACACAAAGAACUACCUGCACAUUGGGAUCCAGGCAACUGAGCUGGAAAUUGGAGACAAUUUGCAGGUCAAUCUGAAUUUGGCAAAUGACAAUCCAGGGGUCCAGAAUGAAAUCACCCAGUUCACAUACCUGGUUGUGAACAAAGGGCAGAUUGUCCUUGCAAAGAGACAAGAAAGGAAGCAAGGUCAGUCCCUGGUGACCUUGACACUGCCGGUGACAAAGGACAUGGUUCCUUCAUUCCGCUUUGUGGCGUAUUACCAUCUGGGAGCUGACCAAGUGGUCUCCGACGCAGUCUGGGUGGAUGUGAAGGAUACCUGCAUGGGGAAGCUCAAAGUCACAUCCACCAGGUCUCAGUAUGAGCCACGUAAGAGCUUCACGCUGAGUAUCGAAGGUGACCCUGGAGCGAAGGUGGGGUUGGUCGCUGUGGACAAGGGUGUCUAUGUGCUGAACAGCAAACACAGACUGAGUCAGUCCAAGAUCUGGGACAUAGUUGAGAAGCACGAUGUCGGCUGCACAGCUGGAAGCGGACAAAACAGCAUGGAGGUUUUCUACGAUGCUGGGCUCAUGUUUCUGUCCAAUGGAAAUGUGGAGACCAGAUCCCGAUCAGAGCCCGAGUGCCCAGCAGUUGCAAAGAGACGACGACGCUCGCUGACCUUGAUUGACAUCAAAAACUCACUGGAAAGCCAAUACUCGGUGCCCCUCAUGAAAGAGUGCUGUAUGGACGGCAUGAGGGACAAUCUGAUGGACCUCUCCUGCGAACGGCGCUCCCAGUACAUCAUCGAUGGAGCGGACUGUGUGAAGGCCUUCCUGCACUGCUGCUCUGAGGUGACCAAGAAGCGCGAGGAAGCAGCCAAAGAAACCGAUGUAUUCAGUCGCUCGAGCGACGACGACAACUACAUCUCGGACAGAGACAUUGUGUCCCGCACUCAGUUCCCCGAGAGCUGGCUGUGGCAGGAGUUGAUGCUGCCAAACUGCCCCCCACAGAACCCACGCUGCACCUCCACAUCACACGAGAUCAAAAGUUUCCAGAAGGACACCAUCACCACCUGGGAGGUCACCGCUAUCGGCCUCUCCGGAACUCACGGAAUCUGCAUGGCUGAUCCCUUUGAAAUGACCGUGAUGAAGAACUUCUUCAUCGACCUCAAGUUGCCGUACUCUGCGGUGCGGAACGAGCAGCUUGAGAUCAAAGCUGUGCUUUACAACUACGUAGAAGAUAAUUUGAAGGUGCGUGUAGACUUGAUGGAGACAGAGAGUGUGUGUAGUGCAGCCAGCAAGAAGAGAAGGUACCGGGAGGAGGUGGAGGUACCUCCCAUGUCCUCAGUGUCCGUCCCUUUUGUCAUCAUCCCCAUGGCUACUGGAGAACACUCUAUUGAGGUGAAGGCUGCUGUCUACGAUUCUGUCCUCACCGACGGUGUGAAGAAGAACCUGCGGGUAGUGUCUGAAGGAAUGCAGGUCAAAAAGGAGAUCAAAACAAUUGUUCUGGAUCCAACGAAACACAAUGGAAAACAGUUUGAGACGAUCAAGGGUGUAGAGCCGAAGAACAGAGUGCCAGGUUCACCUGCUGAGACCUACAUCAGUGUCACUGGUGAGCAGCUGAGUCAGACCAUCCAGGCAGCCAUCAGUGGCUCACCACUAGGGAACCUGAUCACGCAACCAUCUGGCUGUGGUGAGCAGAACAUGAUUGGCCUCACAGGACCUGUAAUCGCCACACACUAUCUGGACAACACAGGCCAAUGGGAGAAAGCUGGGGUGGAGAAGCGAGAGACGGCCAUCAAGUACAUUCGCCAAGGGUACACCCAGGAGUUGACAUAUCGCAAAACUGAUGGUUCAUACAGUGUUUGGAAACACACACCUAGCAGCACCUGGUUAACUGCCUACGUGACGAAGGUGUUUUCAAUGGCGUACAAACUUAUCAGCAUUGAGGAGGAUGUGAUCUGUAGUGCUGCCAAGUGGUUGAUCCUGAACGCACAGCAGCCUGAUGGUAUCUUCAAAGAAGAUGCUCCAGUCUAUCAUGCAGAGAUGGUGGGCAAUGUGAGAGGGAAGGACGCCGAUGCUUCCCUGACUGCCUUCGUCCUCAUCGCGCUGCAGGAAGCGCAGCCCAUCUGCGGAGUGGAGAGAGUCGCUAGCCUUCCAGACGGCAUAAAGAAAGCCCGGGAGUUCCUGUCACGCAGGAUCAACAGCCUCACUAACUCCUAUGCCGUGGCAAUAACAUCUUACGCGCUGGCCAACGAGGGGCAGCACAAGCUGGAUAUCUUGCUCAGGUUCGCCUCCCCAGACAAAUCCCACUGGCCGGUCACAGGCAGCCAUCUCUUCACCCUGGAGGCCACAGGAUAUGCACUGCUGGCCCUGGUCAAGGCUAAGGAGUUUGACAAGGCAGGCAAAGUGGUGGUGUGGCUGACACAACAGCGCUUCUACGGUGGUGGAUACGGCUCUACCCAGGCCACCAUCAUAGUUUUCCAGGCAGUGGCUCAGUACCAGAUGGAUGUGGAUUCUGUAAAGGACAUCGACCUUCUUGUGGAUAUCAGUGUGGCCGGUCGCAGCAGACCCAUUGCGUACACUUUCAACAAGAACAACGCCUUCCUCACCCGUUCUCUCAAGACCCGAGUGGAUCAGGACCUCAACGUCACAGCCACAGGAGUGGGCCAGGGGACCGUUUCGGUCAUGACCCUGUACAACGCCAUUCCUACUGAAGAGAAGCAAGAUUGUAAAAACUUUGAAUUGGCUGUGAAGCUGACAAGAAUCCCAGCUAAAAAUGAGGAUGUCUUAGAAACAUACAAACUUGAGAUUGACGUUGGGUUCCUGUCCACCGAGAGGGACGCCACCAUGUCGAUUCUGGACAUCACUCUCCUCACAGGCUUUGUGGCAGAUGAGGAAGACCUGAGAGCGUUAACCAGAGGAAGGGACAGGUACGUUCAGAGGUUUGAGAUGGACAAGCAGCUGUCUGAGAAGGGCUCCCUCAUCCUCUACAUGGACAAGGUCUCUCGCAACUUACCUGACAGAGUGGUCUUCAGAAUGCACAAGAUGCAGAAAAUUGGCCUGAUCCAGCCUGCAGCAGUUACUGUAUAUGAGUACUACGCCAUGGAAAAUCGCUGCACAAAGUUCUACCAUCCAGAGAAGAAGGAUGGAGCCCUCAACCGCAUUUGCCACGAUGAUGUCUGUCGUUGUGCCGAAGAGAACUGCAGCAUGCAGAAGAAGCUUGGGAAGGAAGGGGACCUGGACCGCUUUACAGAAGCCUGCACAGCAGAAGUGGACUACGUUUACAAAGUUCAGGUGGUUCAUGCAGACCUGAGUCCCACUUUGGAUCGGUUUACCAUCAAGAUAGUGGAAGUGAUUAAAGAAGGCACUGACACUGGAGUGCAGGGAAAGGAGCGCAUGUUCAUAUCCCAUCCCUACUGUAGGGAGGCAAUCAAUCUGCUUGAGAAGAAAACGUACCUACUUAUGGGCAAGUCUGCUCACCUCAUCAAGGAAGAGGGCAAGAGCAUGAUGUACAUGGUGGGAGGUGGUACCUGGAUUGAGUACUGGCCAACACCUGAAGAGUGCCAGAUGGAGAAAUACCGACAGACUUGCCUUGAAAUCACAGAUUUCACCGGUGACCUGUUAACCUUUGGAUGCCCCAACUGAGCUGCAAUCUGUUUUUUUGUACUUCCAGGUUUUGCCUUUUGUUCAUUCACAUUGUCAGGUAUUCCAUUAGUGUCACAUGCUGUUGUUUUCUUACAAUGAACAUGAUGUAAAAGCAUUCUAGUAAAAUCAGCAUCUUGUACAUUAUUCUACUGCACUGUACAGGGAGGAUUUAUUUUGUUUUCAGACAACUUUCACAAUUUUCUUUCUUGCCCACCAAAGUUGGUACAAAGUUAGCAGAAGAGAAUAAGGAUGCAAUUUAAAUAUGCUGGAACUUUUUCUUCUGUUGGACAACAGAAUUGUUCUGGCUAAUAUAUUGGCCUGUUUUGUAACAGCCUUUCACCCAAGAAGUAGAAAACACAGCAUGGUGUUUUAAAAAAGGACAGAUCGCAGAAGAAUACAGAUUAAAGUUCUUCAAACAUU